AUGGAGACCAUUCCGGUUAGAUCAGUUCGGCUCAACCGUCCAUUCAGAUUCCAAGAGUUCUGGCUCUCAGAUAUGUCUUUCCUUAAUGUUGUUUCUAGUGCUUGGGGUGGUAACCGGAAUUUAGCUGAGUCUAUUGAGGUUUUCUCUAAAGAAGCUACCUGUUGGAAUAGGAAUCAUUUUGGGAAUAUCCACCAAAAGAAGAGAAGAAUUAUGGCGAGAAUCUAUGGUGUCCAAAAAGCUAUCUCCAAUUGGCUGAGCUCCUCUCUCAUUAAUCUCGAGGAUAAGUUGCAUCAGGAGCUUGAGGUGGUUCUAGAUCAAGAAAGGGACCUCUGGAUGCUUAAGUCCAGAAUUAAUUGGAUGAUUCAAGGGGACUGCAAUACCUCUUUUUAUCAUGUUUCUGCCCUUGCUAGAAGGAAAAGGAAUCACAUUGCCUCGGUUAAAGAUGAGAGGGGUGUGUGGUUAACGAUGGAGAGAGAAGUAAUGGAGCAUUUUAGAAAUGGUUUUAUCUCCCUCUAUACCACUUCUUUAGAGGAGGCCUCUUGGGUGCCAAGGCAGAAUGUGCGUGGCCAUGUGCAUCUGUCCGAGGAAAUCAAGGACAUGAUUGGUGGUAUGGUUACCUCGGAGGAAAUCAGAGAUGCUUUAUGGUCUAUGAAACCUUAUAAGGCGCCAGGCUAG
This is a messenger RNA of Quercus robur (English oak), 675 nucleotides long. RefSeq lists its product as uncharacterized. The transcript has a single exon. NCBI's taxonomy places the organism in Eukaryota, Viridiplantae, Streptophyta, Magnoliopsida, Fagales, Fagaceae. Bases 1 to 675 code for a protein of 224 amino acids. The record is from RefSeq and is a predicted model, not a curated record.